This is a messenger RNA of Pocillopora meandrina, 1902 nucleotides long. The record is from the annotation of a GenBank genome assembly. NCBI's taxonomy places the organism in Eukaryota, Metazoa, Cnidaria, Anthozoa, Scleractinia, Pocilloporidae.
ACUGAGUUUUCAAGUUUUCAAGAUGGCGGCUAUCAGGACACGGCCAUUGGAGAAUCUUCUGAAAUUUAAGCCGAAGAAUAAGGAAAAGAGAAAGCAUAUUUAUAAAAAACUCAUCACUGCACUUGUGCAAUAUGAAAGGAUAGAGACAACGUUAAACAAAUGCCACGAUCUAUCACGAGUUGCCGAAAGAGUAGGUAUCCACGCGGUACAUAAUGUGAAUACCAGGGAAAUGAAACCUUGUCACUCUCCAGGUUCUCCUCAAUUCUCCCAUUUUACUGUGAUGUGUGUGUGUUUUUCCUCCAUGGGGUCUAUGAAAGCUCGCUAAUCUUGCAAUUAUUUCUGUCUCUGAUCAUUCAAACAAAGUAUUUCUCAAAGUGUAAAUCUUUUGGCAGACACCCAUGUCUUUCGCGGUAUGUUUAGAGUAUGCAAGAGCAUGCGGAGGUCUCUUAACCCUAUGACUCCCAUGAGUGACCAAGAGAGAAUUUCUCCUUUCAAUUUCAAUACAAUAUCUCUCAGAGAAGCGAUGAGAAUAAAGAAAAAUAUCGAUUGGGUAAUUAUCAGAAUUACCAUAAUAAAAAUUGUAUAGACAGUAAGGAGAAUUAUUAAUGAGAUCUUGGGAAUGAAGGGUGAACUAAAGAGCUCAUUUAACAUCUCAGGAUCAAAAUAUUGCAUAGGGCAGCUAGAAAACCAAGAGGAAAAACUGCAACCAAGCAGGCAUAAGUUCAAGUUGGACUUGGUGAAUCUAGACUACUAACAGUACAUUUUUCUUCAAUAGUUUUUCCCAUAAAGUCACAAAAAAUCAGGCCUAAUAAAAUUCACUUUAGAAUGCCUCAUGGAACUCUUCGCAUCAAUUUUUUUGCUGAUUUAUUGGAUUUGUGUGAGAGACUUCACUGGAAAGGAUGGACUGCUUGUAGUCUAUGGUGAAUUGGGCCAAAUGCACCUCUGGACCCAAGUAGUCUCAUUUUUUGUUGUUGCUCAUAGCAAAUGGGGUAUGUGAGUAACUUGUAUCGAAUUUUAAUUUCAGAUGAUUGAUCUUGCUAAAGUGGGAGAUGAAGAAACUAUUAACAGUUGGAUUACAGUAUGUGUCUCUAAUUUACACUAACAUAGGGCUGUUAGACCUUUAUCAGGUUACAGUGUUGCAGAAAAAAACUAGAAAUGGUCUAGAAAUGCUGGAAACAAACUGGCAACUAAAAAGCAUUGCAAGCUUCUCUGUUCAUUGAUAUGGUGUCUGUUUACAGUGCUUUAAAACGUGGUUUUUAAUUCUUUGUCAAUCACUCUGACAAAGGGUUAACGCUCGAAACAUCACCCUUUAAACUCUUAACAGCGGUCAAUUUAUGUUUUCAACUCAGUUGAUAACACUACAGGUGCUUUAGAAAUUUACACCCUUUAUUCAUUUGGUUUUUAAUUCAUUGGAUGAAUACAUUUGCCGAAGAAUUGUAUCAAACACUGUGAUGGUCUUUAAUACUGUAUUCCUUUUUUUAACAGAAGAAAAAUUUGAUACCAAAGGUGUUUGGGCAUCUCUUACCGCGAUACGAAAAUCAAGUGAAUGGUUACACAAGAGUAUACAAAAUACCACCGCGAAAGAGAGAUAUGGCCAAGAUGGGCAUUGUGGAAUUUGUUGGAAAUGAUCUGCCUCCUUUGUUACCAUCAGAGGAAGAACUGAGAAAGUUACAACUGAAAAAACUGACAGAGUUGACCCCCAAGGGGAUCCCCUCUCAAGGAACCCUUGUGUAAAUUAACAACAGUGACAUGUUGGUUUUGAUUAAUAUCCAUGGAUCUACUGUUAAUGCUAUGAUAAGCACUUCCCCAAGGAGGGGAGGAAGGGCUCAUGGGGUAUCAAUUUACAGGGUUUUCAGAAUGGGGGAGGGGGGGGGAGAAACUGAAGUGCAGAGGUUAUCAUGG